AUGUCCAAGUAUCCUCAUCCUCAAACCUACCUCUUCACCGCCACACUGAACAAGGAUGUGAGGAGUUUGCGUCGCGUAGCGCUUCGCAAGGAUUCUGUCAUUUGCACUCCCACUACUGCUGCUCAUAUGCUCUCCAAAUCUCAACCCUUCGUUAGUGUUGACUUACCAGCUGGUUUGAGUCACUACUGCUUGCCUACUCGUAGAGUUGACAAAUUGGCGUGUCUCGAGUGGUUACUGGAGAAGACGGGCGAUGUCCGGACACUCGUGUUCUGUGCUCGCUGUCAUGAGACGCGCUAUUUGGCGGGUUUUUUGGUAGAGCGGGGCUAUAAGGCGGUGGGAUUGAUGGGUAAAAUGAAACAGCUGGAAAGGCGCCGUGUACUUGCUGAAUUUGUGGAGGGAAAGGCGAAUAUUUUAGUCGCAACGGACGUGGCCAGUCGUGGUCUAGACUUGCCUCUAGUGGGUCUGGUGAUUAAUUACGGCGUUCCUCUCACCACUAAGUCCUACCGUCACCGCGUUGGCCGCACAGCCAGAGCUGGUCGAUCUGGCACUGCGGUUACUAUUGUAACUCGUGAUGAAGGCAAGGCCUACCUCGAUCUUGAAUCUGCUCUCCUCCCCACGAAGCCGAAAGAAUCGCGGCGUUGUAUUCCACGUUGGCCUCAUCAACUUCCUCCAGAAGAAGGGAAACAAUCAGAUGGUGAAAUUGGAAUGGAGAAACGGAGACGCCUAGCCGACGAAGCGUGGUCAAGAGCUGCAAAAGCAAUUCGUGAGGCUGAGUCCCUUCGACUGAUAGAGGAGGAGAGAAAAAGAGGCGAUUAUUCCACUUUUUCAUCCUCCGAAGAUGAAAAUGCCUUUGAUGACUUUGAUACCAUGGAUGAGGUAGAACUGGGCAACCAAUCUUGGGCUAGCGGGGCAGCAGGAAUAGCGGCGUAUGCGGAGGCGAUGCGUCGAAGGAAACAGCAACGUCGAAACAAACGGGCCACGGUGAUGGAUGGCAAGGAGGCGGAGGAGGAGGACGCGGCAGAGGCCAUAAGUGGCGAUGAUAGCGAGGUGGAUGAGGAGAAAGGAAAUCUGCAUUUCGAUCAGCCGAUCAAGGAGAAUUGGGCUGCGAGGAGAAAAAAGAAUAAUCAGGCAAAGAAGCCACGAACGCGUUGA
Molecule: messenger RNA, 1152 nt
Organism: Hydatigera taeniaeformis
Lineage: Eukaryota; Metazoa; Platyhelminthes; Cestoda; Cyclophyllidea; Taeniidae
Source: the annotation of a GenBank genome assembly